Fusarium subglutinans is the source of this 669-nucleotide messenger RNA. Its product is annotated as DSBA-like thioredoxin domain protein. The transcript has a single exon. The coding region runs from base 1 to 669 and encodes 222 amino acids. NCBI's taxonomy places the organism in Eukaryota, Fungi, Ascomycota, Sordariomycetes, Hypocreales, Nectriaceae. Gene Ontology annotation, molecular function: oxidoreductase activity. The record is from RefSeq and is a predicted model, not a curated record.
AUGACAAAGUUCAAGGUUACAGUUACUUCCGACACCGUCUGCCCUUGGUGCUAUGUCGGUCGCAGACAGCUCCAGGCUGCCCAGCGUCUGUGGGAGCAGAAGUACCCCGACUCAAACGACACUUUCGACAUCAGCUACAAGCCCUUCCAGCUAGCGCCUGAUUGGGCCCGAGGUCCUGCGUCGAGCAUCUCCAAAGAAAAGUUUUACCUUGAGAAAUUUGGAAGAGACCGCGUCGUCAAGAUGCACCAACAUUUGAAGGGUGUCGGAGAGUCCCUGGGAAUCGACUUCAAGUUCGGAGGACAGACAGGAAACUCGAGAGAUUCGCACCGACUAGUACAGCUUGCCAAGAAGCAUGGCCAGGAUGCCGAGAGCAAGGCGCUCGAUGGUCUUUUCGCUGCGUACUUUGAGAAGAACGACGACAUUACCAGCUACGACACUUUGAGAAACGUGGCUGUCGAAGCAGGAAUCCCCGAGGAUGAGUUCCAGAAGGCUAUUGUGGAUAGCGACCAGGGUGGCCCAGAGGUUGACAAGCUCGCGGGCGAGGCACGAUACAGUGGUGUCAGUGGUGUACCCGACUUUGUUCUUCAGGACCGGUUCCGACUCAGUGGCGCCAACGAUCCGUCGACAUUUGUGAGCGUUUGGGAGAAGAUCAAGGCGGCUGAGCUGUGA